AUGCCCGUCCGCGAAAUCACUCAAGCCAUCCGCCUGCGCGUUGUCCUCAUGGCCGUCUUGCUCUAUGUCACGCUCCAGCUGGCUGUGACAAUGUUUGCUUCACCGCAAUAUUGGACCCAGGCCGAGCACAUCUCCGCUCUCACUGGCCAUGGAUGGGUCCUGGAGCUCAUUGACGGACACCAUGAUCGGAUUCAGACAGAGCUUGGAAUGAGGGUCGACAUGUUCAAGAUCUUUGUAGCUCAGUUACGUGUCUUGCGCUCUCCACUAGGCUCAAUGAUCUCAACCUUGCUGCCUUCUUCAUUUGCGCCAUCGUGUUUUUCUGUAUCAGAAGUGUUGGUUUUGGGUCCAUAA
Messenger RNA from Mycena citricolor, 351 nucleotides. The record is from the annotation of a GenBank genome assembly. Lineage: Eukaryota; Fungi; Basidiomycota; Agaricomycetes; Agaricales; Mycenaceae.